AUGCCGGAUAGCGAUACGCAUACCGGACAGGCUUGUGGGGGAGGGGCCAGACUAAGAGCGGUACACUGCGGAGGGUCCACUCCCGGUACCACUCUGAUCAGCAGAGCAGACUGGGACGUGGACGUGCGCCGUCAGAGUGCGGGCAGAGGGGCUCAUCAGAGCGUUUGCGCGGCGGGCUCCGGCGGCUGUGAUGUCACGGCUGAGGGUACCGGCACUGCCGAGAAAUCCCUUUCCGUGUCUACCGACGCGGGCUGCCCCAACUCAUCUAGGGAGGGCACAACUGAUCCCGAGGGCCUCGGCCCUCACCCGACGACCAUAGGCAAUCGAACUAAGGACAUCGAUCUUGAAGAGACGGAGAGCAGUUGCUCUGAGGAGCUACCGGAGAAGCUGCCCCAGGGGGGUGCGGCUCCUAUAGGAAGAGAGAAGGCAGGUGCGUGCCAGCCGCGAGACAAACUGGGCCGCUUUGUGCGACAAACGAAGGCGGUUAGCAAGCGGACUGACCUGGAGAUGGAGCAGGACAACAUCGACGAUGUGGAUCCCGUCGCGAAAGUCUCGCAGACUAAUUUCGAGAGGGUCUCGGCCCGCUCUAAACGGCAUCUUGUGUGUGAGGAGACGGAGCCUGUUACGGCCCCUAAAAUUAGCACCGCCCGAAGAGGCCGAGUCACUGGUCCAUCGGGCGCCUCGACGACAAGGACGCCCGGUCCCACCACGCUCUCGUUCCCGAAACCUGCGGACGAAGAAACUCGCCGCCUCAGAGCGGACAACAAGAGGAUGGCGGGAGAGCUGGCUGCCCUAAAAGCUGAGGUGGCUGCUCUCCGCAGGGCCUUUUCAGAGAGGCCAAAAGCCCCCUCUCGAGGGAUUCCAUCCUCCGCCGACCAACCGGCGGGGUUGACGGAACUUAUGGAAGAGCUCAAAAGGAGCCUCCUCGUCUCCCUGGGCGAAAUUAUCAACAUUCGCUUAGGAGAGAUCGAGAGGCGCCUCCCUCCGGAGCCGAUCCUGAGACCACCUCUGGCGGCUGACAAGAAGAGGGCUGAGGCCAGUCGCCAAGCACCGGGUCCGAGCGCUGAGGCAUCUCCUGCUUUUCGCCCGCCGGCCCAGUCGAUCACGGCAGCCAAACCUGCAGCCAAACGGCGGCAACGCAAGCGGCAAGCGACCGCCGCGCACACCGAGGCCCAGAGUCGGGAGACGGCGCAAGCCGCGUCCGUCUCACUUCGGUCCACUGAGUGGACCGAUGUCGUACGGCGCAAACCUUCCAAGCGGAAACGACCCGCUCAGCCCGCUGCGACUGAUCCUGUCACGCCCCGCGUCAGGACCACAGCGCCAAAGGUCAAAAAGAUGACUACCCCGAAGUCGACAGCGGUGGUCAUUACUUUGACACCGGAGGCAGCAGAGCGCAAUGUGUCUUACAAGGACGCCUUGAAGAGGGCAACGGCUGGACUGCAGCUUAGCACGGUCGGCCUAAAUUCUGUGCGGGUGCGUAACACGGCCACAGGGGCACGUAUUAUUGAGGUGCCGGGCUCCGAUAGCGGCACCAAUGCGGAUGCUCUCGCAGAGAAACUGCGAGAAAUAAUUGGCGAUGUGGCCGUAAUUUCCAGGCCGACCCCCAAAGCCGACAUCAUAGUCUCGGGUCUGGACGAGUCGGUGGGGCCGGAGGACGUGCAGAGGGCGGUGGCGGCAAAAAGCGGAUGCACCUUACAGCUGGUGAGGGUGGGUGGCAUCCGCACCAGGCCGGACGGAACGGGGUCUACCCUGGUUCAAUGCCCGGUUGUGGCCGCCAAAACCCUGGUCGAGGCGGGACGACUUCUGGUCGGGUGGUCGUCAGCCCACGUUAGGGCACAGGACCCUCUCCCCAUGAGGUGCUUCCGGUGCAUGGGUACCGGCCACACAAGGGCCCUGUGCCCGUCACAGGUGGAUCGGAGCACCCUGUGUUUUCGAUGCGGGACUGAGGGUCACAGAUCGGCGACCUGCACGGCAGAGCCUCGUUGUGCCGUGUGCACCCACGCGCGACGGCCGGCGGGGCACGUGAUGGGAGGAAGGGCAUGCAUCCCUCCGCCCACGAGAGGCAAACCGGCCAUCCAGGUCCGGACCGCGAAUGAGGGCCAGAUGGAAACGUGA
Molecule: messenger RNA, 2115 nt
Organism: Hyposmocoma kahamanoa
Lineage: Eukaryota; Metazoa; Arthropoda; Insecta; Lepidoptera; Cosmopterigidae
Exons: 2
Coding region: 1-2115 (704 amino acids)
Molecular function (GO): nucleic acid binding; zinc ion binding
Source: RefSeq, a predicted model, not a curated record